Hippoglossus stenolepis (Pacific halibut) is the source of this 2703-nucleotide messenger RNA. RefSeq names its product stimulated by retinoic acid gene 6 protein-like. Gene Ontology annotation, cellular component: plasma membrane. Lineage: Eukaryota; Metazoa; Chordata; Actinopteri; Pleuronectiformes; Pleuronectidae. The record is from RefSeq and is a predicted model, not a curated record. Gene Ontology annotation, biological process: vitamin A import into cell. Gene Ontology annotation, molecular function: signaling receptor activity; retinol transmembrane transporter activity. The transcript is spliced from 18 exons. Bases 71 to 2026 code for a protein of 651 amino acids.
AGACAUUGAUCCACAGUCACUUCCUUUAUCUUCACAGUGGAGCAGGCUUCAAUCAACGGACUGAUCCAGGAUGGUAAAAGACCGUGUGGAACAUGAGAUCUCCACAAUUCAGGCCUGUCACAGUGGAAUCUCUGUGGACCUCUUCCUGCACCUGUCACUCAUACCUGCUGUGUUGAUUGUAGCGGUGCUCUCCUUCCUCCAGAAGAGAGCAUACAGCCUGGCCAUCGACCGCAGACUGCCCUUCCUGGGGGGACGUUUUGGCAUCGUGGUGCCUUUGGAUACUAUAGGCAGCCUCAGUAACCGUUGGUCCUAUGGGUUUGCUUUUGGUGCAGUGUCCAGCAGCGUCCUGCUGCUCUUCUCUGAAAGUUACAUCCCCUUCACCUUCCCACCCUGGGCUCGAGCUCUCGUGUACCUGGUGGGAGCUUUAGAAGUGGGCAUAGUGUAUUUUCCUUUCUUUGCUUGUCUGUCCACGCCUUUUAGAACAGCUGGUGCUGUGCUGGGAAUACUCUACUCUCUGUCCUGGAUCAUCGUCACAGUGUGGGACACGUUCACCUGUCCUGAUGGUAAGAUUUUAGGUCCAUACCAGAAGGUGAUCAUCCAGUGGCCGUGCAUCCUCUCCCUCCUCUUCCUCUUGGGUCGAUUUAUUUACAUCCUGGUUAAAGGUGUUCGAAUACGGCUGCAGUUGGAACAGGAGGACCCCGAGGAGCUGAUUGAGCGACACCAGGUGCAGCAUGUGAAGGGACUGCUGAGGAAAACACCAGCACACAGUAAACCACUCAGCUGGUUCCAGAGGCGGGUGUAUGAGUGGGACCCACACUUCAAGUUCCCCAACAGGAUCAUUGGCACUUCCAUUAUAUCCCUCAUAGGCCUAUAUACGAUGACUCUCGCAGACUACAGUCUCAGUAAUGAGGCUUUUGGCCAAGUGGACAGGUGGAAGGACACAUUGCAACAACUGGUUUCUUCUUCUAACCAGACUGAGGCUCUGGGAGCCAUGAUACCACAGCUGGAAGAAUUCAUUGUCGUGGCUCGGAAGUCUUGGCUAGCUACCACCAUCUUCGCUAGUCUCAACUCUGUUGCGUACACUUUCCAUGUAUUGGCAUGUUACAGGAAACACUUGAAGAGACUGUGGAGAGGACAGAGGGGUUUUCUUCCUGAGAAGUUUCACAAACCCAGUUCUGCUGUCAGCGUAGCUUCCAUUGCAAGAUACUCUGGAUGGCAAAUAGCGUUUACACUGUGGGGCUAUCUGAUUGUCCAUUUUGUCCACUUCCUGUUGGCCCUGCUCGUGGCCUAUGUGCUGUUUAUCCCUAUACAGCAUGGGAAAGUACUGACUAUGCUCACUAACCUGGGAAUCAUUGUUCUCACCAUCGGUCUGAUAAUCAGCCUGGUGAUUCUCCAGGUUGCUCUGGUGCAGAUCUUCUUCCUCCAGGACAAAAUGUCUCCGACAGAUAAAGACAAACCUCUGGCUCUUAACAACAGGAAGGCGUUCCACUGCUUCAACUACUUCUUCUUUUUCUACAACGUGGUGAUGGGGAUCAGCAACUGCAUCUUGAGGCUGCUGUGCAGCAUCGUUGUAGGAACGUGGCUGGUGUCACGCAUAGACCGAACCAUCAUGCAGAGAGGAUAUGAAAGCAUGGAUGCCGGCUACAGUACUUGGAUUGGGAUGAUCUUUGCUGACCACUAUCAUAACAAUCCAGUCAUGGUGUGUUUCUGUCAGCUGCUCGUCUCCAACAAGCUGGAGAGACACAAGGCUUCUGCAUACUCCACAUUCAACAACAUGCCAUCUGAACCACCUGUUAACAGUAAGGCCAGGAGGCGCUGGAUGUUGUUUCACACUUUGCUGAGAAACCCUCAUCUGAUCCCGCUCAGAAAGCAGCACCUCUCCUCAUCCUCGUUGUUACGGACAUCUUCAUCUCCCCAGGCAGACAUGCUGGUGCGGGCUUGGGUCAUGGCCUCACUAACGCAGACAAGCCAAGUGGAGUCACAGUCCCUGCCAGAGGUCAUAGUCACUCCAUCAGAGGACUGUUGAAGAAACAUUUCCAUUGAUUCUUUUUCAUAAAACAAAGGCUUGAAAUCCAAGAUUGUACAUGAGCCCUUUUGUGGUGGAUCACCAUGUCGCUAAGGGAGUAAUGUGCUGCUUGUCAUCUCACGAGGCAAAGGCAGAGUUUAUGAUUUUAUUAAUGGGCUCAUUCGUGACAAAAAGCCUGACACUACAAUCAGACUGAUUUGACUUGGUUAAUGUGAUCAGAGGUAGAUUUCAUCUUUCUACUCAUUUCAUAUAAUGAUAGUGUGAUAACCGGUACCAGAGAUUAAUUGUAUGCGGUUGAAAGAUUUAAAUAUGUGUUGUUGUUGUUGUUGUUGUUGAUAAAACCUAAGCUUUAUUUAGUCUUGUCUCCAGAGUUUAUACCAUUGACUAUAGAAACAUCUGCUGGAAAAAUCAUUAAGUCAAAUUUGAACUGUUGUAUUGUCUAUAUACAGUCAGAGGUAAAUGUGAACCUUUGUACAUAAUCACAAUAACGUCUGUAACAUCUGUUGUAGAAGUGGACAUGGAGGUACAGCUGGGCCAUUCUUUGAUAAUAGUUUUUAUUAUAAUCAGCUGCAUCACACAGAUAUUCUGCUUAUCAUUGGAGGUUUGUGCAAUACAGAUCUAACUGGAUAGCUUCUGUAUGAUAAUAAUAAACUUUAUGUGUAGACAUCUGUAAGAAA